AUGUCCAAAACCAACACCAUCACGGUGACUCUCUCCGACCUGGCCAAAACAAUCGACCACUCUCUCCUCCACCCCACCCUAACUGACGCCUCUAUUAUCGCUGGUCUACACCUCGCGAAAAACUACAACGUAGCAACCGCAUGCAUCAAGCCCGCCUCUAUCGAUCUCGCCAAGAAAGUUCUGGCCGGAUCCUCGGUUCUUAUCUGCGCGGUGAUCGGUUUCCCGCACGGAAAUAGCACCACUAAUAUCAAAAUAUUAGAAGCCACGGAGAUGGUGAGAGUCGGGGCAGCUGAGAUUGAUAUGGUGGUUAAUAUUGGGAAGGUUCUGGGUGGGGACUGGGAGUAUGUUUCUGCUGAAAUCAAGGCGGUGAAUGAUGCUGUUGUAGGGGGUGGGGGUGUGUUGAAGGUGAUUUUUGAGAAUGAUUAUUUGGGCGUCGAGGAGAUAGGGAGAUUAUGUGAGAUUUGUACGCAGGUGGGGGUGGGGUUUGUCAAGACAUCCACUGGGUAUGGAUUUGUUAAGCAGGCAGAUGGGGGGUAUAAUUAUAAGGGAGCGACGGCGAGGGAUUUGAAGAUCAUGAGAGAGAAAUCUGGAGAGAGAAAGACGUUGGACGAUUUGUUGCAUGUGAUGAGUUUGGGGGUGACGAGGAUCGGGGCCACGGCUACGGUGGCGAUUUUGGACGAAACGAAGAAGCGGGGGAUUGGCAAUGAGCCGGUGGAGGUGGAGUUCAAGCCGAUGGCGGAGGAAGAGAUAGGGGCUCCACCUCUGGAGGAUCCACAGGGCCUGGCUGAUCCAUGGCAUCCGGAGCUGGCCCGUUAG
Messenger RNA from Aspergillus sclerotioniger CBS 115572, 816 nucleotides. Its product is annotated as 2-deoxyribose-5-phosphate aldolase. Gene Ontology annotation, biological process: carbohydrate catabolic process; deoxyribonucleotide catabolic process. The coding region runs from base 1 to 816 and encodes 271 amino acids. The transcript has 3 exons. Gene Ontology annotation, cellular component: cytoplasm. NCBI's taxonomy places the organism in Eukaryota, Fungi, Ascomycota, Eurotiomycetes, Eurotiales, Aspergillaceae. Gene Ontology annotation, molecular function: deoxyribose-phosphate aldolase activity. The record is from RefSeq and is a predicted model, not a curated record.